CAUCAUUUCCUUUUGUGCCCCCUCCCCCACUCCUCGCCCUUAAACUCGAACCCCAUUCCUCCCGUCAUCUUAAGGGGGGGAAAAAGGAGGGAAGUUAGAAAAGCGGAGAAAAUAUAAGAUAAGAGAUCUAAAUAAAGAGAGAGAGAGAGAGAGAGAGAAAGCAGAGGAACCAAGAAAUAUGCAGGCGAAGGCAGCGGCGCUUGCUCUCUUGUGCUGUUUAUCUCUCACAGUCGCUGACGAUCCGUACAGGUUCUUCGACUGGGUCGUCACCUUCGGAGACAUUUAUCCCCUCGGCGUUAAGCAGCAGGGGAUUUUGAUCAAUGGGCAGUUUCCAGGCCCGGACAUUUUCUCGGUCACUAAUGACAACCUCAUCAUCAACGUUCACAACAAUUUGACGGAGCCCUUCCUCCUCUCAUGGAACGGCGUGCAGAACCGCAAAAACUCGUACGAGGACGGAGUACUGGGCACCACAUGCCCAAUCCCCCCGGGGAGAAACUUCACCUACAAACUUCAAGUCAAGGAUCAAAUCGGCAGCUUCUUCUACUUCCCCUCAAUGUACUUCCAAAAGGCGGCCGGAGGCUUCGGCCUCCGAGUCCUCAGCCGUCCGAGGAUACCCGUCCCCUUCGACGAACCCGCCGGAGAUUUCACCGUCCUCGUCGGCGAUUGGUACAAGACCAAUCACACGACUCUAAGACAAAGAUUGGACGGUGGUCACAAGCUCCCUAACCCCGACGGCAUUCUAAUCAAUGGCCGUAGCAACAACGGUGCUUCCUUCACCUUUGAACAAGGCAAAACUUACCGGCUCCGCAUUUCCAAUGUUGGCCUUCAGAACUCACUCAACUUCAGGAUCCAAGACCACAAAAUGAUACUAGUCGAAGUGGAAGGCACCCACACAAUGCAGACCGUGUUCUCCUCCAUCGAUGUCCACUUGGGCCAAUCGGUCUCCGUCCUCGUCAAGGCCGAUCAGCCUUCCAAGGAUUACUAUGUCGUCGCCUCCUCCCGCUUCACCUCUACCGUCCUCACCACCACCGCUGUCCUCCAUUACAGCAACUCGCAACAAAGGGUCUCCGGCCCAAUCCCUGGUGGGCCUACAACCCAAAUCGAUUGGUCCCUUAACCAAGCCCGAGCCAUGCGGACCAACUUGACUGCUAGUGGGCCGAGGCCUAACCCACAGGGCUCGUACCACUACGGUAUGAUCAACACGAGCAGGACAAUUAGGCUGGGCAGUUCCGCAGGACAAGUUGAUGGAAAGCAACGUUAUGCGAUUAACAGCGUGUCGUUUAUUAUGGCCGACACCCCGAUGAAACUUGCCGACUACUAUAAGAUUCAAGGGGUUUAUAAGCUGGGGAGCAUUCCUGAUGCCCCGACGGGCCAAAGAAUUUACAAGGACACCUCGGUCAUGGCUGCGGAUUUCCGAGCGUUUGUGGAGAUUGUGUUCGAGAACAAGGAGAAUAUUGUUCAGUCGUAUCACAUCAAUGGCUACUCCUUCUGGGUGGUCGGAAUGGAUGGAGGGGAAUGGAGCCCUGCUAGCAGAAAUAAUUACAACUUGAGGGAUGCCGUGAGCCGUUGCACGACCCAAGUGUAUCCGAAGUCUUGGACUGCAAUCUACAUUGCACUUGAUAACGUCGGAAUGUGGAACGUAAGAUCAGAGUUCUGGGCUCGUGAGUAUCUUGGACAGCAGUUCUAUUUACGGGUUUACUCGCCGGUGGAAUCAUUGAGGGACGAGUACCUAAUCCCGAUCAAUGCACUUCGUUGUGGUCGGGCUUCUGGUCGCAUGACUCGCCCUUAGUUUUUCUAAGUGGAGGAAGAUGGUUUGCUUGUUUAAUUUUUAUUGCGAAUUUGUUUGAAUUUGAAGGAUUCUUUGGUUACCAACUCGGUAAGGGUUAAUAUUUAGGGAUAGAGAAGGGAUAGAGUGACCUGACUCGGGUCACAUUCUUUUAUGGAGGGAAGCCAACUUAUCAAAUGUAUUUUGUGAUGUGUACCAUUAUUAUAUAUUCUAUCAAUUCGAACAAUAAGAUAUAUUUCCAUUGAAUUUGUUU
Molecule: messenger RNA, 2039 nt
Organism: Asparagus officinalis (garden asparagus)
Lineage: Eukaryota; Viridiplantae; Streptophyta; Magnoliopsida; Asparagales; Asparagaceae
Product: L-ascorbate oxidase homolog
Molecular function (GO): copper ion binding; oxidoreductase activity
Source: RefSeq, a predicted model, not a curated record